UCCAUCUUCUUCCCCAUUUCUGUUCCACUGUUCACCUAAAACCCCAAUCCUUAAACCCUAAAAAGAAAAUUUGAUUCUCAACCCUAAAUGGCUCGAUUAAUUCGAACUGCUCGAAGUGCGCUGCGAUUGUCUUCUUCUUGUUCAUGCAAAACCCUAAUCAAUGGCAUUCAACGCCACCCAAAUCCUUCGCUGCAAGUGCAGAAAGCGAUCUCAACCUCUCUCUUCCAAAACAGACCUUACGCUUCUGAAACGCUUCCCAAGUCGCCCAUGGAAGCUAACAUCCUUAGAAUCCUCAGAAACGAGGAGGAGUACCAGUCCGAGUAUGCUCCUCCUGAACAGCCUCCUACAAAAUUCAAUUCGUUUACGGUGCAAGAUCGGCCAGGUGAGCUGUGGAUGACAAUGAGAGGAAAAUUUGGAGACACUGAGGAUAUUAAAAUUGAAGUUACUAUGUUUGAUGGGUAUGAAACGGUUCCCAAGACUGGAGAUGACAGUUCUGGGGAAGACGUGCGUCUUCACCUCAGUAUGAUUGUUGAUAUUUCCCGGGGGGAUGGCUCCAAUGAUUUGGAGUUUCUGUGCUCUGCCUGGCCGGACCGUCUAGAGGUUCAGAAAGUUUAUGUUCUCGAUCGUUAUAGAAUGCCCGCUAAGCCAUAUAUGGGACCUGAUUUCAGGAGUUUGAAGAGAACGAUUCAAAAGAGGUUUAUUGAGUAUUUGGAAGCAAGGGGAGUGGAUGAUGAGCUUUCUGUUUUCCUGCAUCAAUAUAUGGCGAACAAGGACAGAAUAGAACUUAUCAAAUGGUUGGGAAAGGUCAAGUCGUUUCUGGAAAAAUAGAACGGUACAUGUCUAAUACCUCUUCCCUCGAUUUAGAUUUGUGGUGAUUCAUUCGUUCCUCUUCCCUGAAAAAAUUUGUCAUUGAUUGGAAAGAAGGUUCUGCCUAAGUUAUGCUUUAUAUUAUAUGCAAGCAUGCCUUCAAAAUCAUAGAUUUACAAUGUAAUAUUUAUUCAGGUCAGCAACUCUGUCUGUCUUAUAACUUUGAGAUGCUUCUGAUUGUAUGAAUUACUCCAAGCAAAGUGAUGGGAAAUUAGGAUUUGUGAUGGUAUGCAGAUCUUUGUUUGCUGAUUUCCAUUAGCUAAGCUGAAAAUGAAGUUUGACACAGACAAGGGCUAUCAGCUAUAUGCGUCCUGAAAGUCUUACUUCAAUAGAAACUCAAAAUCUCUUGAUGAAUAAAAUUGACGGAAAAAAAGUUGGUGCCUCUAGUAUUAUUGUUGAAGUAUUGUGUCUCGUAACAGUGGAAUUGGUAAUGUCAUGAGCUCGGUUCAAACCUCAAAACAUAUUUUUAUUACUCAUCGCCAUUAGUCCUCCAUCGCCCUUGUUUGAAACAUGAUUGUUUGAAGGUGUCUGUGGAUCAAUUUUUGGGGAACUAGGGUGGUUGGUUUGAAUUAUUAAAAAAAAAAA
Molecule: messenger RNA, 1452 nt
Organism: Prunus persica (peach)
Lineage: Eukaryota; Viridiplantae; Streptophyta; Magnoliopsida; Rosales; Rosaceae
Exons: 3
Coding region: 88-828 (246 amino acids)
Cellular component (GO): mitochondrial matrix
Source: RefSeq, a predicted model, not a curated record